Messenger RNA from Pangasianodon hypophthalmus (striped catfish), 584 nucleotides. It is a transcript of the gene ccl32b.3, whose product is annotated as chemokine (C-C motif) ligand 32b, duplicate 3. The transcript has 4 exons. Gene Ontology annotation, molecular function: chemokine activity. The coding region runs from base 103 to 468 and encodes 121 amino acids. Gene Ontology annotation, cellular component: extracellular region. The record is from RefSeq and is a predicted model, not a curated record. Gene Ontology annotation, biological process: immune response. Lineage: Eukaryota; Metazoa; Chordata; Actinopteri; Siluriformes; Pangasiidae.
AAAUUGUGGGUUGGGGGCUGAGUGUGUAGGGGGAGAUGGAAAUGAAAGUUAUGAAAUGUGUAGUGUUAAUCAGAAUCUCUCCAGUCAGCACUCAGCUUCACAAUGAAUUUGUUCUAUGUACUCUUUGUCUGCAUGAUGUCCUGUCUCUGUGGCAGCGAAGUGAGUUGGCCCAGCUUUUGCUGCUUGAAAAAAAAUUCAAUCAAAGGACUGCCUGUGAAAAAUGUUGCAGAUUGUAAAGUCCAGAGUGCAGGACUUUGCCCCUUUGAUGCAAUCAUUAUCAAGACACAUAAAGACCGGAACUUCUGUUUGGAUCCAAAGGCAGAGUGGGUUAUUAAAAAUGUUGUGAUGAAGGGAACCGACUCUUGUGACAUGAAGAGACGAAAGAAGAGCAGGGGAGGGAAAAGGGAUUGCAUUUAUCAUUUUUGUUUGGACAACAAAACUGACACUUGUGAGAUGUAUUUGUCUUGACUGCAGAAAAUCCAUGUUUCCUUUUUACCCUUUUCUUGUCCAUUACUGACAUACUUUGAAGGAGACUGAUGCCUCUGGUGGAAUAUUUGAUCAAUAAACCAAAAGUUUGUCAACAA